Molecule: messenger RNA, 1219 nt
Organism: Nicrophorus vespilloides
Lineage: Eukaryota; Metazoa; Arthropoda; Insecta; Coleoptera; Silphidae
Product: dnaJ homolog subfamily C member 28
Exons: 7
Coding region: 134-1210 (358 amino acids)
Source: RefSeq, a predicted model, not a curated record
AAUGAGAUUAGUUUGAUUUUUGGCGGCAAGAGAGCAGUGGCGGCAUCCAAAACAAACGCGAAACGAUAAUGUCAGAUGCACAGAGAUAUUCUUGUAAUUGAAGAGGUGUCAUUGAGGCUGUUUUCCAGGAGAAAUGGCUUUUCUGGUUUUUAGAAAAAGAAUCCAAAUUAAUUAUUUUUUAAUUAAUAAUCAUAGACUGUUUAGUGGACAAUCACGAAAAGAUGUAGAAUAUAAGAAAUGUUACCAAAUAUUAGGUAUAUCUGAAGAAAGUGACCAAGAACAGAUCCGUAGAGCUUAUUUAGAAUUAGUGAAAAAAUACCAUCCAGACAGUCCCAGUGGAGAUUCAAAGAAGUUCCAAGAGGUUGAUCAUGCGUUUCGUGUUUUAACUGAAAAGAAGUCACGAGAACGCUGGGACGUCGAGGAUUCUUACGAGAUGCCGGCUGAGGAAUUCGAUAUUAAACACACAGCGCCUCAGCAUAGGCAGUACUUGUCUUAUGGUGGUGCUGGAAGCGGAACUCCUUUCCAAAGGGAAAAGCAGUAUAUGAAGAUGAGAGCCAUGCAGGCAGCAAGUAAUGUACUUGAGCACAGGAUAUCCAAGGUCACGGCAGAUGAAAAGUCUUUGAUGGAUAAAAAAGUACCGUUUAAGCAUAAAAUCAAGACGAAGUACGGGUUUGAUAGGUUGGUGGAAGAUUUGAUACAAGAAUCAAUGUCUAAAGGGGAAUUCAAUAAUUUGUCGGGAUGCGGAAAACCGUUAAACAAACAUCAGAAUGUGAAUCCUUACGUGGAUUUUGUCACGCAUAAAUUAAAUCAAGUUUUGAUAGAUAAUGGUUUCACGCCGGAAUGGAUAACUCUGCAGAAGGAGAUCAGAGAGGAAAUCCAAGAUUUGAAGGAGUCUUUGGCUGAGGAGAGAUCAAAGUUUGGCGCGUAUCCAUUUGAUGAGGAGAUUAAUGGAGAUUGGGAUGAAGUAGUUAGUAAAUAUGAGCAAACCGUGAAAAAUAUUAAUAAGAAAAUCAACCAUUACAAUUUGGUUGUACCAGUUUUAAAUAAGCAAAUGGUUCUGGUGGAUUUGAAUCGCGAAGGUAAGCAAGUUGCUGUCCAAGGCAAGCCUUACGAUCCAAGCAAAACUAAGCCUACGGAAAAAGUUAAAUUGGAUAAUAGAGGCGGCGAAGGAAUCUGGGGUAUCUUCGAUACGUUGUUUAAGAAAAGUUGAAGUUUCUUG